UCUCCAAUUUCUUGCGCAGCCACAAUUCCGAAUUCCGAACGCUGCGGAAGUAGAUCGUAUCUCGUGAUGACGCUUCAUUCCACUAACUCUCACCAUUAUAUUGGGAAAAUAAUUCAGCAAAAUAUACGAAAUGGUAAAUGUAAGGCAAGCGAAUGAAGAUAAUUCAAUGGAGAAUGACGAUUCUCUAUAUAUUGCUUCGAAAUGUUGGAAACGCGUCAUGGAUGCUGCUGCCAAGACCGGAUAUAGAGAAGGAAUACAAGAUGGAGCAGAUUCUGUGCUCCAACAUGGAUUUGAUAUAGGUUAUAAGGAUGGCUUUGAGACAGCUUUCACGUUGGGAAGAUACAAGAGUCUAGUUACUGCUCUAUCACCAACUACGAAGCAUCCUGACGAUGUGACUGCUGUCUUUGACCAAACUAGACGAGGAGCAUGUUGGAUAUGCAGCGUCGAAUCGCGGAAUGAAGCCAAACCGAGUUACCAACACGUUCCGUUCUCUGAAAUUUUAAAUCAACAGAGAACGCACUCUGUGCAAGUAAUAGAAAGAUUACGUGAAUAUAGGGAAGCUAUUUUGCAAAAAGCGGGUAUUCGAAUCGAUCGACGUCUAAAUUAGGUAUAUUUAAUUUAUAAUAUCUCUGACAACUAAACAUGUGAUCGAGUUACAAAGUAGAAGGAUAAUAAAAUUAAGUAAAUUAAGCUUUCAAGUAGAUAUGUAUCGUUAUAAAAAUGUAAUACAAUUUUCCUGUAGAAAUUUUUAUUGACAUGCUUCGAUAAUUCUGUGAUUUAAUCGUACAGAGAGUAUCGAUGACGAAUUUCUUUAUAAAUAUAAUCCUUCGGGAGAGCCUUCUUUCUUUCGAUAUAAUACGCUCUCCUUGGACUUUUUAAAGUCGUCGCUGGUAACUUUCAUGCGUCGUUCGCGCAGAGCCAUUAAACCAGCCUCGGUGCAUAUUGCCUGAAAUAUGAGACGUUUAAAGGAAUCUAAAGAUCGAAAGUAACGAGAGAGAGAGAGAGAGAGAGAUAUAUAUAUACAUCGUGUAUAGAGAUAUGUAUGUACGGCACAUGCGAGUAAAUUUAUAUCUUCGGGAA
Molecule: messenger RNA, 1080 nt
Organism: Ooceraea biroi (clonal raider ant)
Lineage: Eukaryota; Metazoa; Arthropoda; Insecta; Hymenoptera; Formicidae
Source: RefSeq, a predicted model, not a curated record